CGGAAAGAUGGAAAUGUCGGGCCGCGAGUGGUCCGCCUGCAAUUUUGGACAAUGGCUACAGUGAUUGGCCGAGAGCAAAGAUGGAGACGGCGGGCGGCGAUUGGUCCGCCUGCAAUUUUGGACAAUGGCUACAGGGAUUGGCCGAGAGCAAAGAUGGAGACGGCGGGCGGCGAUUGGUCCGCCCCGGCAAUUUUGGACAAUGGCUACAGUGACUGGCCGAGCGCAAAGAUGGACACGGGACUAGGUGAUUGGAGGGGAAGAUACAGACUCUCGCCCUCCCGCUACCCAGGCUGCUCGGGUUCGACUCCCGGUUAAUUCUGAUAUCAAACUGCUACACGGACGGAAAGAAAGAAGAGACUUUAUUUGGGAUAGUGUAAAUACUCACCAUGGGUGUGCUAGAAGCGGAAGAAUCUUCUCGGUUACUGGAUGAAAAGCUGCUUCAUUUCAUGGAUCAGCUCGAGUUACUGGAGGAGAAACGAGCCACCUUCAACUCUCUCAUAGAGCAGGGAUGGUUUUCCAUGACUAAGGCGCGAUAUGCCAUGGGAAACAAACAAGUCUCUGCUCUUCAGUAUGCGAGUGAAAUGGAGCCACUUGUCUGUGUUCAUGCUAAAGAGCUGGACAAUGGUGAGGUGGAAUUCAACACUGAAAAACUUGCACAAAAGUGUAGUAAAGAGUCUAGAAGUGACUUAAAAUCUGUAGAGGAUAUUGGACCUCAAGAAGAAGGUGUCAGAAGAAGAAAUAAAUCAAAAAAGGAUAUAACAGAGAAAAACGCAAGUGAGAACACAAGUAGCGAGAAAGCUCCUGAAGUAAAUCCAGUACAAAAGAGUGACCAGAAUCCUCAGCAAGAUCCACUGAGAUGGUUUGGGAUUUUGGUGCCACAGUCUCUUAAACAAGCACAGUCAUCAUUCAAGCAAGUGAUAGAUCUGUCCGCUGAGAUUGCAACUCUCCAGACCGCGGUUUUGAACACUAGACAGGAGCUGAAGCAUGCCUUGAAAAGCAAACACACUCCGGGAGACGGAUCACAGACUCGGCUGGACAAUCUGGCAGGCUAAAGAGUCAAAGCAGGAGGCGAUUGGAGAAAAGCUUCCGGCAGCCGCAGAGAGUUAGUAGAUUCUGUGUCAGGGUCCAAUGAACUCCACGACAAUGGUCCUGGUGGAACUGGAAAUGGAGCUCGAACGAAGCAGUUCCUGCAUUGUGAUUUAACAGUGACAUGUUUCAUCUUGUGCUGGUAAAUGUGUAGCUAAUUUGGUUUGAAUGUGUUUCUGAAUUUGUUGUAGACCGCAACAGAAAGAAUCAUAGACAAACUUUUUUUUUUUUAAUAAAUGUGCUGGGUAUCACUUUCUAUUAAGAAGCCCCUUUAAUAAGCUCUAACUACUGGCUUCAUUACUUGAUAAUAUGGCCUUUAUCGAUGGUUUUAAUUAGGAAGUAUAAAAAAAUGUGAGUUCCAUCUUCCCUAAAUUCUUGUAUGCUUGCUGUAAAAGGGUAAUAAUGUAGUCAUAAAAAAACAUAUUUGUUAGUUUUUGAUGGUGCUGCUUUUCCACGAGGUAUGCGGUCAUAGACAUUGAUUAUAAAACCCCAAAUUGUACAAUAAUAAGUAAGUAAACCAAAUAACCAAUUAAAAUAACUAGUAGUAGCAUGUCUGUGGAGUAACUGAAGAAAUUAGCAAAGCUCAGGUUAAUAGUAUUAUAUUGUAGUAGUUAUAUAGUAUCAAUGUUUCAUGUUUUUUUUAAAUUUUCAUAGCAUUUUUUAUUUUUAUUUUUUAAAUCCUACAUUAUACAUGUAUGUUUUUAAAAUGUCUCUCUUCAGGAGGCUGGUUUAGUUUCGUUAUGGGUUUCCCCCGACAAGAUGUCAGAUUUUAUUUAUUUGUAAGACAUUUUUAUAAUCAUCUGCCUUUUGAUCUGAUUUCAUCUAAUUUAAUUUAUGCGUUUAAUUGUUUCUUCUGUAUAAACCAAGUUAAACCAGACGUCACUCGCAUGAAUAAAGUCACUACUUGCAAUGUC
This is a messenger RNA of Mugil cephalus (flathead mullet), 2000 nucleotides long. RefSeq names its product coiled-coil domain containing 115 (gene vma22). Gene Ontology annotation, cellular component: extrinsic component of endoplasmic reticulum membrane. The transcript has 6 exons. NCBI's taxonomy places the organism in Eukaryota, Metazoa, Chordata, Actinopteri, Mugiliformes, Mugilidae. The coding region runs from base 387 to 1052 and encodes 221 amino acids. Gene Ontology annotation, biological process: vacuolar proton-transporting V-type ATPase complex assembly. The record is from RefSeq and is a predicted model, not a curated record.